Aspergillus oryzae RIB40 is the source of this 519-nucleotide messenger RNA. RefSeq lists its product as uncharacterized. Lineage: Eukaryota; Fungi; Ascomycota; Eurotiomycetes; Eurotiales; Aspergillaceae. The record is from RefSeq and is a predicted model, not a curated record. Bases 1 to 519 code for a protein of 172 amino acids. The transcript has a single exon.
AUGAUGACUGUUACCGUGAAAUCGACCUCGAAUGGGCAUCGCUCGGCGGAAGCCCCUCUAGAUCACGAUUUCCACAACGCUUGGGGCACUAUAUAUUCAAACAGCGGAUUCAUAAACGACGAUCGUGCUCGCCAAGUAUGGGAAGAUUACACCGUGAACCCUGCCAGAGUUGAACAACAGUACCACGUUCUUCUGAACGAGUAUACCGACCGUUUUCAGUCCUUUUUCAAGGGAUACUGGCCCAUUACAUUCCAUGCGCAUGUCAGUGAUGUGCUCAUACCAACGACUAUAGCCAGUCUCAUUCUCAAUACCGCGUCGACCUGUCCAUUAGUGGUGGAGGAUCCAGCACUGUCGCCCUUGCUUAAGGAUGACCCUGAGCCCGAAAAGGUUCAUCGAUUUGUUCGGGGCCUUCUAGGCUGGACCGAUAUCCAUAUCAAGUCGCCGAAAUUAGCCAUUGUCGAUGGAAUUUAUGGCUGCGCCUAUGGGCCAUUGGUAAGUCUUUUCAAUGUCCCCCAAUAA